AUGACGGAGCUGCUAGUGAUUGUUGCUCGCUCUGUGCCAGUCAACAGCUCCGAGCUUAAUGAGACUCUGGUAAUAACAGCAGACACUACCACUAUGUCUAUUAAAACAAGGAUUGUCAUUGAAGGGACUGAGCAAGGUGUUCUCCCUGUUGCUGUUCUGAUAUCAUUUCAUGGCUAUGAAAUUGAAUCCAUUUUGUCUCAUGGAAAUACCAGUUAUAAGAUGAAUUCAAAAAUUAUUACUGCAACAAUUUCAAGCAAAAUCAAGAAUGAUCUCAAUCCGCCAGUUAUUUUCACAUUUCUUAAAAACGAGACUACAGAAAAUGAAGUGGAAACAUGUAUCUGUGUUUUCUGGAAAACUGAUGACAAAAACAAAAGCUAUUGGUCUACAGACGGAUGUGAGCUUUCUAAACAAGGCAAUAACAGAACGCAUGUAACAUGUGAAUGUAACCGUUUAAGUACUUUUGCGGUCCUGCUGGCACAUACUGAUAUAGAUGACAAGCCACUAACCAUAAUUUCAUUCAUUGGACUUACCUUCUCAGUCAUCUGCUUGAUUCUUUCCAUCAUGACAUUUCGACUGUGUCAUUCUAUUCAAAAUGCAAGUACAACGCUGCUCCUCAACCUUUGCAUCUGCCUGCUUAUAGCAGAUGGUAUUUUCCUUUUCGGCAUCUCCCAGACCAAAUAUAAGAUCCUCUGUAAAGUUAUCUCAGCUUUUCUACAUUAUUCCCUCUUGGCCUCCUUCUCUUGGAUGUGUCUUGGUGCAUUGCAGCUCCAUCUUAUGAUACAAAACCUUAAGGCAGUCAAAGCCUUCCGAACCCAUGUGAUUCGAAGGAGAUAUAUGUAUCCUGUUGGUUACGGGGCACCUGCUAUAAUUGUUGUGACUUCUGUAGCUGUUUUUCCUGAUGGAUAUGGAACAGACAAAAUAUGCUGGCUGAGUCUGGACAGAGGCUUUCGAUGGAGUUUCAUAGGGCCUGUAUGUUUUGUAAUCCUGGUGAACACGAUUCUAUUUACCAUAACAAUUCACAUAUUGAGAAAGAAAUUUUCAGCGCUCAACAAAGAUGUUUCAACCAUCAAGAAUACAAAGUAG
Molecule: messenger RNA, 1083 nt
Organism: Protopterus annectens (West African lungfish)
Lineage: Eukaryota; Metazoa; Chordata; Ceratodontiformes; Protopteridae
Product: adhesion G protein-coupled receptor E3-like
Exons: 8
Coding region: 1-1083 (360 amino acids)
Biological process (GO): adenylate cyclase-activating G protein-coupled receptor signaling pathway; cell surface receptor signaling pathway
Cellular component (GO): membrane
Molecular function (GO): G protein-coupled receptor activity
Source: RefSeq, a predicted model, not a curated record